AUGGAUUCAAAUAUAGAAGAAGAUAAUCCCCUAUUCAAAGGGGUUUUGGUUUUAUUUGCCAUAGUAGCCAUUUUGAUAAUUGUAUUGUGGAUAGCAUUCGUUCGUUAUUUAAGAUUGAAUCAGAAAAAAGAGCUGCACAAAGAAGAAAUAGCAGAAAUAAGAAGCGAAAUUUUGAUGAAAAAUGGAAAGGUAUACAAUACUCUAAGCCCUGCGGGAAAUCCUUUAAAGCAGAAAAAUGAACCAUUUAUCAAGUUUAAGCCCGAGUCGAAAUAUAAAAAUAUCGAUAAAAAAGCGGGUUCUCCUUUAUCACCGAAUAAAAUGGUGACGGGUGGGGAGAUAUCUCGAUAUAAGAAUGACGAGGGCUUAACACAGAGUAGAAAAAACAUGGGAGAUGAUCCUUAUUCAAAAUUUGUAUCGUCGAUGUUCAAAAAUGAAUUAUCCAAGGAAUCGGGAAACGUGAGCGGGGAUAUUAAUAGAAAACAUUCCUUCUUUAUUCCUCCUUUGUAUAGUAAUGAUCGUAAAUAUUCCAAUUUGAUAUAUCCCUACUCUCCUAUCAAUGAAUUGAAAUAUAAAUUCUAUUUUGGCGCGGGUGGUAAUAGAGAAAAGAAAGUAGAGCCUAUAGCUGUAUCGGAACUAUUUGAUUAUAUAAAUACUAUGAAAAUAGAUCCCGAAUCGUUUAAAGCGGAACACGCCCUUUUGCCCGAAGGUCAUACGAAGCCGUGUGAAAUUGGGGCCAAACCUCGUAACAAAUUUAGAAAUCGCUACGCCAACAUAUUGGCUUACGAUGAAGGAAGAGUCGUUUUGCAAAUCACUCAAAGGAAUCCCGACGGAUAUAUCAACGCGAAUUACAUUGACAGUUAUAUGCAUCCCAAAUCGUAUAUCGCUACCCAGGGUCCCCUGAGGGAUUAUAUUGACGAAUUCUGGGAAAUGAUUUGGCAAGAAAACAGCCUGAAAAUUAUAAUGCUGACCCGUAUAUUCGAAAAUAAAGUGGAAAAAUGUGAUCGUUACUGGCCCACGUUCGAGGAAACAUAUGGUAAAAUCAAGAUCAAGGUGUUGAAGGCGAGCAGAACGGCUAACUACGUCAUAUUCGACCUAGAACUUUACAACAAAGUAGAAUUGAAGAAAAGAAUCGUACGCUUGUAUUGGUUUUUAUCUUGGCCAGAUCACGGGGUGCCCGAAAAAACUACAGAAUUUUUAUCCUUUUAUAAUUUUGUGAAAUCCUACGAUCCACCAUACUCGGGUCCGUCGAUAAUUCAUUGCAGUGCGGGAGUAGGACGUACGGGAACUUUUAUCGCUUUGGAUAGUAUGAUUGAGAUGGGCAGGGAUAAAGGUGAAAUCGAUCUAUUUAAUUAUCUAAUGAAAAUGAGGAAUCAGAGAUGCAAUAUGGUUCAAUCACCGGAACAGUAUGAAUUUCUGUACGAUUCUAUAUUGGAAUCGUUGGUUAGUGGUGGCACUUUUAUAUCUUGCGAGGACAAUCAAUACGAAUAUUUCAACAAAAUUUGCAGCGUGAAUGCCACAAAUGGUAAGACACUACUCGAAGAUCAAUGGCAAGUGUUAGGAGAAAUGGCGCCACCGAUAACAUUUGACCCCUAUAGAUUGAUUAAUACUGGCCGAAAGAAAGAAAACGUGGGGAAAAAUAGGGAAAAUAAGGUUAUACCAAAAGAGAGUAGAAGAACAGUGUUUAAGAUAGUAGGAGGUUAUAAAAACGCGACCGAUUAUAUAAACGCAACUUUUGUAAAUGGUUACGAUCAGAGAGACCAAUUCAUCGUAACACAAUGGCCCAUAGGAGACACUAAAAUUGAUUUUUGGAAGCUAGUAUGGGAAUAUGAUAUAAGAACCAUCGUAGUUUUGGUCAGACAUCGUGAACCAAAAGAAAAAAAGGACGACAAAUUUUCCUCCGUCAUCGAUAGUUAUUGGCCAAUCAAACCUAACGAGGUCCUAUAUUUUGGCAUGUUUUUCGUUGAAUUGAUAAAUACUAGCAUGGUUUUAAACGAAGAUUUUGGCAAAAUGAUGGUGAUAAGGACUUUCAAGAUCGGAAAUAUGUUGGAAAAUGGAGUAGGUGAUAACAAAUCCUUUGAUUACAAAUCCUACAAAAAAUUUGACGUGAAAAAUUACAAAAACGUGAAAAUCGUGAAGCAGUUUCAGAUUUUGAGUUGGAAAAAUCGCGAAAUAAAACCUCAAUCAACAUUGAUAAUCCAAGAGGUAAUCGAAAGAUCCAAUUUAUGGCAAAGAGUGAUAAGCGAUGAAGAGGAGUCCAAAUCACUUGAUAGUCGCCCUAUAUUAGUUCAAGAUUUAGAUGGGUACAGUAAAUCGGGGCUUUAUAUUGCCUGCACUCAUUUGUACGAACAAAUCAGGGUAGAAGAUGGCCUCAACGUUUAUUUAGCUGUCAAGACUAUUCGUUCCGAUCGACCCGAAUUCGUGAAUUCUUUUGAGCAAUACCAAUUUCUGUACAAAUUUUCGUGGCAGCAAAUAUUAUUGAUAAAAUUUCAAGAACAACACAGGACACCGUCACUACCAUAUGCAUCCAUAGAAAUGUUUGACGAUAAAUAUAUGGCAGGGAAAUAUAGCUCAUCGAAACUUGGUUUUAAGCCGGAUAUUAUUAGGGAUCCAAACGCGAUAAAAACUAUUGAUGACCUGACUGAAGCCAUAAAUCUACGUUAUGAUAAUUAUUGA
Molecule: messenger RNA, 2673 nt
Organism: Gordionus sp. m RMFG-2023
Lineage: Eukaryota; Metazoa; Nematomorpha; Gordioida; Chordodea; Parachordodidae
Product: receptor-type tyrosine-protein phosphatase S-like
Exons: 2
Coding region: 1-2673 (890 amino acids)
Biological process (GO): protein dephosphorylation
Molecular function (GO): protein tyrosine phosphatase activity
Source: RefSeq, a predicted model, not a curated record